AUGGCUCCCACAAUUACUUUAUACACUGCUCCCCCUUGGGCCCAUCGCGCUCAAAUCGCUCUCCGCGAACUCGACAUGGAAUUUGAGACAAUUCUCAUCGAUAUUACGGUCCCUCGCACGCUCGAAUAUUUGGCCAUCAACCCCCAAGGUCUCGUCCCGGCCCUUGUGUAUGACGGCCACGUCCUGACCGAAUCCGGUCCUAUCACUCAAUUCUUCGUGGACUCUCACCCCAGUCAUAUACUCGAGUCGAGCGCUGAGCCCAGCGGCGCUUUGCAACGAUACAACAUUGGUUUCUUUGUGGAUACGUAUUUUGGAAAUGUUCAACCCUUUUUCGAUGCGGCUGUCCUAUCUAGCGGCGAACAAGAGAUCACUGCCACGAACAAGUACAUCAACGCUAUUGUCAAAAACAUCGAGCCUCUUCUCGCGGAUGCCGCGCCGUUUUUGGGUGGCUCGAGUCGUCUUACAUUAGCAGAGGCAUAUAUUUCCUUGGUAUCGUGA
This is a messenger RNA of Penicillium canariense, 498 nucleotides long. RefSeq names its product glutathione S-transferase family protein. NCBI's taxonomy places the organism in Eukaryota, Fungi, Ascomycota, Eurotiomycetes, Eurotiales, Aspergillaceae. The transcript has a single exon. The coding region runs from base 1 to 498 and encodes 165 amino acids. Gene Ontology annotation, cellular component: cytoplasm. The record is from RefSeq and is a predicted model, not a curated record.